Gossypium arboreum is the source of this 1262-nucleotide messenger RNA. RefSeq names its product non-functional NADPH-dependent codeinone reductase 2-like. The coding region runs from base 168 to 1154 and encodes 328 amino acids. Lineage: Eukaryota; Viridiplantae; Streptophyta; Magnoliopsida; Malvales; Malvaceae. Gene Ontology annotation, cellular component: cytosol. The record is from RefSeq and is a predicted model, not a curated record. Gene Ontology annotation, molecular function: aldose reductase (NADPH) activity. The transcript is spliced from 4 exons.
GUCGACAUUGUCAACAUAGAUACAAAAGACAUUAAUUGAAUGAAAGUUACCUCUGCUCUCAUCCCUAAAAUAGAUAUAAAAUUAGCAGGCUGAACCUCUUGAACUUGAUUCAUUCCGUGAAACCAAUUUUUUAUUUGUGGGAAAACCUUGGGUAACCAAUUAAGCAGAUGGAUAGUAGUUGUGUGGCAACAAGUUUUAGGAUUCCGGAGCAGGUUUUGACGUCAAGUGGGCAGCGGAUGCAGCUCUUGGGUUUCGGCACCGCAGCCUACCCGCUGGUAACACCGCAAGUUGCAAAGCAGGCGAUUCUCCAAGCAAUCAAGCUUGGUCAUCGGCAUUUCGAUACAGCUUAUAUUUACGGAACGGAACAGCCGCUUGGUGAAGCAAUCGUAGAAGCAAUCUCGCUUGGCUUAAUUAUAUCUCGAGACGAGUUGUUCAUCACUACCAAGCUCUGGUGCAGCAAUGCUUAUGGAGAACUUGUUCUUCCUCAGCUUCGCAGGAGCUUGCAAAAUCUCAAGAUGGAGUACGUGGAUCUCUUUCUUAUUCACUGGCCUUUAAGCUUAAAACCAGGGAGAUACGAAUUCCCAGUAAGGAAGGAAGAGAUUAGCCCCAUGGAUUUCGGAUCCGUAUGGGCAGCCAUGGAAGAUUGCCAGAGGCUUGGCCUUACAAAGUCCAUUGGGUUAAGCAAUUUUUCCUGCAAAAAACUAGCUGACAUACUUGCCUUGGCAAAGAUCUCUCCUGCUGUUAAUCAGGUGGAAUUCAACCCGUUGUGGAACCAGAAGAAGCUAAGAGAGUAUUGCAAAGCAAAUGGGGUCCUUCUCAUAGGUUACUCCCCAUUAGGAGCCAGUGGGACACUUUGGGGCAGCAGUAGAGUUCUGGAGAAUGAGGUGCUCAAGGAAAUAGCGAAGGCUAAAGGGAAGACAGUUGCUCAGAUAUGUUUGAAAUGGGCAUUUGAAGAAGGUGUGGGUGUAAUCGUGAAGAGCUUCAAUGUUGAGAGGAUGAAGCAAAACCUUGAGAUAUUGGAUUGGUCAUUGAGCGAGGAGGAGCGUAAAAGGAUCGGUGACCUCCCACAAAGUAGGGGUUGCACCGGAGAAUCAUUUGUCUCUGAAAACGGAACUUUCAAGACAAUCGAGGAGUUUUGGGAUGGGGAAGUUUGAUUACAUUUUCAUUCUAAAAAAUAGCCUUGAGUCAUUAUGUUAACUUGGAAUUUAUUCUUCAUAUUUGUUAAAAUAAUAAGGAUGUUUGCUUGAAUUAAGAUUCAAAAA